Danio aesculapii is the source of this 1384-nucleotide messenger RNA. Its product is annotated as RLA class II histocompatibility antigen, DP alpha-1 chain. The transcript has 4 exons. The record is from RefSeq and is a predicted model, not a curated record. Gene Ontology annotation, cellular component: MHC class II protein complex. Lineage: Eukaryota; Metazoa; Chordata; Actinopteri; Cypriniformes; Danionidae. Gene Ontology annotation, molecular function: MHC class II protein complex binding. Gene Ontology annotation, biological process: positive regulation of T cell activation; antigen processing and presentation of exogenous peptide antigen via MHC class II; peptide antigen assembly with MHC class II protein complex. The coding region runs from base 32 to 760 and encodes 242 amino acids.
UCUAUGGUUGGACUCACUCCUGUAAACAAACAUGCUUGAAUUAUUAUGCAGAAUAACGUUUUUCAUUGCCUACUGGACAUGUUCUGAAGGGCAAAUGGAUCUUGAAUAUGGACUGGUGGAGUCAUGCACUGGAUCACCAGAUGAUGAAAUUGUCUUCACUUUUAAUACUGAACUGGCUGCAUACUUGGUGGUAGUAGAUGGGACACUUGUUCUCACCGUACCAAAUUUUAUUAAAGAUUAUCCUGGAUUCUAUCAGUUACCCCUACUUGAUGCUAGCCCUGCGAGUGUUGGAUUAACAGCUCUGUGCAAAGUGGUUUAUGAAAAGACACUCAACUUAAAUGUAUCUGAACCUGUUGAACCUCCCUGGGUUUUACUUUACCCCCGAAAUGAUGUGAAAUUAAAUGUCAAGAACACUCUGAUCUGUCAUGUGACUGGAUUCUUCCCUCCACCGGUCAAAGUCUCGUGGACCAAGAACAAUGUAAAUGUGACAGAUGGAUCAACUACCAGCAGAUAUUACCCAAACAAUGAUAGAAAUUUGAAUGUCUUUUCUCAACUGAGCUUCAUUCCAGAGGUAGGAGACAUUUUUAGCUGUUCUGUAGAGCACAAAGCCCUUCAGCAACCUCAGACCAGAAUAUGGGACGUGGAGGUAAAGCAGCCUAGCAUUGGUCCAUCAGUGUUCUGUGGAGUUGGUCUUUCUCUCGGGCUGCUGAGUUUUGCCGCUGGAAUCUUUUUCAUUGCCAAAGCCAAAAAAUGGAUAUAGUAUUGACACACUGACACAUGUGUUUAUUAGCUCUGUCGACAUGCACAGGUUUCAUACAUCAUUGCUCUGUAAAAGUUUCAUGUUUCUAUGUACUGUAUAAUCUGGCUCAGUUGUGCAUAAAAUGUGGACAUUUAAAUUAUGUAAUAAUAUUGUGACUAUUUAAUUUAGCAGUUUUAUAUGUUGAUUUUAUAUAUUUAGUGUGGUUGAUUGUUAUUAAAGUACUGCAAACAGGCAGAACACAUUGUAUGCAAAAGCUUAGUCUGGUAACAGGAAGAAUACAUUUACAUUAUAAUACUAUUUAAUGUAAUGACUACAUUUUUUUUAGUAGCCCACUUUAGCUGAGAGACAGUCUUCAAACACUGAUUGAUAGUUGAUAAUGUGCUUGAAAAGUUACUCAUAGUCAAUAUAGUGUUUUCCAGAUAGCAAAGAGUGUUUGGUAUGGAAGCAUCUACUCUGUACAAGCUACAAAGAUUUGAUAAACAUCUUGAUAAACAACAUUUAUUUUGCCAAUAUUGUAAACUACAAACAUCUUAAUGCAUUGGUUUCCUCCCUGGGGGUUUCAAGCCCAACUAAUGGUCACCAAAAAUUCACGAGGGGUCAUCAAGGGGUCAUUUAGUGAUAAAC